GCUGGAGGAAGAUUCAGGAACCCGAGGUGUCUGGGGAUUCAUAGACGCCUUGGAAGGCACUGGACAUUCCUCAAGGUUAAUUGCUGAUUCAUGGUCAUUAUUUAAAAGUCACAGAAUUUCUUGCUCAAUACCUGUUUCCUCCUCUACGUGAUAUCGGACUGACUUCAUCAGAGCACACACCUUAGCUGGGGACCGUCCGUACUGCUUCCAGACUCUCAUCAGUUUCGCGAUGGAUUCUCUCAUUGCGGCAAACACCAAAUUUUGCCUCGAUCUUUUCCAAGAGAUAAGCAAAAAAGAUGGUCAUAAAAACAUCUUCUUCUGUCCUCUGAGCCUCUCAGCUGCCCUCGGCAUGGUCCAUCUGGGGGCCAGAGGUGACAGUGCACGUCAGAUCGACCAGGUACUACACUUCAGUGAAUUUUCCCAGAAUAAAAGCGAAGAACCUGAUCCCUGUCUGAAGUACAAACAACAGAAAGUGCUGGAUGACAGCUCUCCGGGAGGGCAGAAAGGAACGACAGAGCCUCUGACUCUGCAGGUGGAGUCUUCAAACGAUGAUGUUGGAUUUCUCAGUUGCUACUUCGGGCAGCUUCUCUCCAAGUUAGAUACCAUCAAAGCUGAUUACACCCUGAGUAUUGCUAACCGGCUUUAUGGAGAGCAGGAAUUUCCAAUCUGUCAGGAAUACUUAGAUGGUGUGAUUCAGUUUUACCACACGACAGUUGAAAGUGUUGAUUUCCGGAAUGACACCGAAAAGUCCAGGCAAGAGAUUAAUUUCUGGGUUGAAUCUCAAUCCCAAGGUAAAAUCAAGGAACUCUUCAGCAAGGGCAUCAUUAACAAUGCGACCGUACUGGUGCUGGUGAAUGCUGUUUACUUCAAGGCCAAGUGGGAAAAAUAUUUUGAACGUGAAAACACAGUUGAUGCACCUUUCUCUCUAAAUGAGAAUGAAAAGAAGACCGUGAAGAUGAUGCAUCAAGAGGGUCUGUUUAGAAUCGGCUUCAUAGAGGAGCUGAAGGCACAGAUCCUUGAGAUACCGUAUACCACGGAGAAGCUCAGCAUGCUGGUCCUGCUGCCAUCUCGGUCCGCAGAUAACCUGAAGGGCCUGGAGGAGCUUGAAAGAAAUGUCACCUAUGAAAAAAUAGUGGCCUGGAGCAGCUCAGAAAUGAUGUCAGAAAAAACAGUAGCCAUCUCCUUCCCCCAGUUCACCCUGGAAGACAGCUACGAUCUCGUUCCAAUUCUUCAAGACAUGGGCAUCACAGAUAUCUUCGAUGCAAAGAAGGCUGAUCUUACUGGGAUCUCUCCAAACCCCAAUUUGCACCUGUCAAAAGUUGUCCAUAAAACUUUUGUGGAGGUGGAUGAAAAUGGCACACAGGCCGUUGGAGCCAGUGGGGCUGUUGGCAUGGGAUUGUCUGCGCCAUCCAGGGAGACAUUUAAUGCUGAUCACCCUUUUCUCUUUUACAUUAGACACAACAAAACCCAAACCAUUUUAUUCUAUGCCAGGGUCUGCUCUCCUUGAAAGGAGCACACUGUCCAGUACCUGGGAGCUGAA
Hipposideros armiger (great roundleaf bat) is the source of this 1540-nucleotide messenger RNA. It is a transcript of the gene SERPINB12, whose product is annotated as serpin family B member 12. The coding region runs from base 230 to 1507 and encodes 425 amino acids. Gene Ontology annotation, molecular function: serine-type endopeptidase inhibitor activity. NCBI's taxonomy places the organism in Eukaryota, Metazoa, Chordata, Mammalia, Chiroptera, Hipposideridae. Gene Ontology annotation, biological process: negative regulation of endopeptidase activity. The record is from RefSeq and is a predicted model, not a curated record. The transcript has 9 exons.